Molecule: messenger RNA, 3129 nt
Organism: Hansenula ciferrii
Lineage: Eukaryota; Fungi; Ascomycota; Saccharomycetes; Phaffomycetales; Wickerhamomycetaceae
Gene: PAN2
Product: poly(A)-specific ribonuclease
Exons: 2
Coding region: 1-3129 (1042 amino acids)
Biological process (GO): nuclear-transcribed mRNA poly(A) tail shortening; mRNA processing
Cellular component (GO): PAN complex; P-body
Molecular function (GO): nucleic acid binding; poly(A)-specific ribonuclease activity; protein binding
Source: RefSeq, a predicted model, not a curated record
AUGGAAGGAUGGAACGAGGGUUUCAUCGCUUCAUAUACAGGUCAAGUCCUAAGUCCAUAUACACGUUUCCCAGGUCAUAAAGGUGCCGUGAAACAGCUAUUAUCCCAUCACAAAGGUGUUAUAUCAAUUGAUGAUAAGUCGUUAAAGCUUACAAACAGAAGAGGUUUAGUUUUAUUCCAAUUAACACCAUCAGAUCAUCCAAGUUUGGAACAUAUUUGUGCUAUGGAAUUUAUAUCACCAAAUGAAAUUAUAGUGGCGACAACCACUGCUCUUUUAAGAAUUGAAACACAUAAGGGUAAAAUAGUGAAAGAAUUACCAUAUUCGCAUGAAGUUGUUUUAAUAUCAUCUAGUAAACGUUAUGUGGCAUUGGGGAAAGUUAAUGGUUCAGUUGAUAUUUUUGAUCCAAAAUCAGACACUAUAGUGAAAACUUUUAUUUCAAGUUCAGGUAAACUUUCAGAUAUUGAUUUAAAAGAACAUACUUUAGUUACUUGUGGAUUUUCUCAACGUCAUGGUACUUAUGUACUGGAUCCAUUAGUGAAUGUUUAUGACCUGAGAACUUUAAAACCUUUGGCACCUAUAGCUUUCCCAGCAGGUGCUUCUUUUGUUAGACUACAUCCAAAACUGUCAAGUGUUGCAUUCAUUGCCUCCAAGACUGGUCAACUGCAAAUUGUUGAUAUGUUUAAUCCUACAAACGUUUCACUUUUCCAAAUUGAUGCUCGUCCUAUGGUUACAAAAUUUGAAUUAUCAUCUACAGGUGAUUUUUUGGCCAUUGCUGAUGGUUAUUCACUUCUUCAUUUAUGGUCUCAUAAUCCAGAACAUUCAUCCAUGUCUUCAAAAAUACCUCUGGAAUACCCAACCAUGCCAGAGACAAACACAACUCCAAUAUCGAUUGAUGAUGACGUUCCUUUGAAUACAAUUGGUAUGCCGUACUAUAAAGAAACUUUAUUAUCUGCAUGGCCAGCUCAAACUGUUUUCCGCAGUGCUGGUACUUUACCAAAAACAAUUGAUUCAUCCAUAUUACAGAAUGCUCAAAAUAUUGAUGGAUUACUUAUUGCUCCUUAUGAUAAGGAAAAAUAUGGUAGAAGAAAUCUUGCUAAGAAAUAUGUUUCAGUUAAAAAUAAUAAUGAAUCAAAUAAAUUCAAAAGUUUUAAAGCUUCCAAUAUACCAACAUCUCACAAAAGUCCAAAAGAACAAGAGAAUUUAUUUGAAAUUAAAGAAUCAGAUGCUCCAGAUAAACCACCACCAGCUUUUAAAAAAUUAGAAAUCUUAUAUAGUAAAUUUGGUGUUGGUGAUUUUGAUUUUGAUUCAUACAAUUCAACACAUUUCACAGGUCUUGAAGUUCAUGUUGAUAAUGCAUAUACAAAUUCUUUAUUACAACUUUAUAGAUUUGUUCCAGAAAUUUUCAAUUUUGUUCUUGGUAAUUUAGCCAUAGAAAAUUUAGAACCAAAUUCAAUAUUAAGAGAAUUAGGUUAUUUAUAUGAUAUGAUGGUUAAAUCAUUUGGUCAUCAUUUCAGACCCACAAAUUUCCAACAAGCAUUGUUAUCACUUGAUGAUGCUAUAAAAUCAGGAUUAGUUGAUAAAGAUAAUGAUUCCACUACAACCAUAGCUGCUGAUGUUGGAACAAAAAUUAAAGUUUUUAAUAGAGUUCUUCUUGAUAAUCUUGUUAAAGAUGAAAUGAAACAAGCAGUACCACAAUCAAGAUUUUUAAAAUCUCAUAUGGUAUUUGGUAUAGAAAUUGAAACAAGAAUAAGAUCAAUGUUUACCGGUGCUAUGUCAACAGAUAUAAAUAUUGUCAACUCCCUGGACUUAUUACCACCACAUACCAAUACCCAAAAAUUAGCAACAAGACAUGCCCUUGAUCCUUCCAUAUUAGCAUUUAUAGAAUCAUCAACAAAUAUAGUGGAACAAAGAAGCAUACUUAAUGAAGUAUCUGGCCAAUUGGAAGCUGUUGAAAUUAAUCAUGCAGUUAGAAGACUUCCACCUGUUGUUUCAUUCAAUUUACAUUUAAAAUAUGAUGAUUUGAAAGCAAUAAGAGGUAUUAAAAAUUGGUUAAGACCUAAAUUUUAUGCAGCUCAUAAUAAAGGAAGAAUUUCAAUUUAUGAUGAUGUUAAAAACAGUUUGAUUGCAGAUUCAUGUGAUGAAUAUGGAUUAGUUGGUUAUGUUGCAGAAGUUUCUGGAGAAUCUGAUAAAGAUAAACAUUUGGUUACAUUUGUUAAGAUUCAUAAUGAUUUUGAAAAAAAAACUGAAUGGUAUUUAUUUAAUGAUUUCCUGGUAACUCCUAUUCCAGAAUCUGAAGCUUUGAAUUUAUCAUAUUGGUGGAAAAAACCAGUAACUUUGAUUUAUAGAAAUUCUAAAGAACCUGGUCGUUUUGAUUAUGCUGCAUGGAGUAGAGGAUUAAAUGAUCAAAUCUUAUACAGAGAUCAUUUUGCAGCUGGUACAAGAGAAGGUAAAAGAAUUGAAUAUGAAAUGUUAACAAAAGAAGAAGCACCUCAACCUGGUACUUUGAUUGCAAUUGAUGCUGAAUUUGUGACAUUAGAAGAAGAACAAUUUGAAUUGAAAAGUAAUGGUACACGUUCAAUGUUGAAACCAAGUAAACAAACAUUAGCAAGAGUUUCUGUUCUUAGAGGUGAUGAUGGUCCUCAAAUGGGUGUUCCAUUCAUUGACGACUAUGUAGUAGUUCAAGAGGGGAUUCAUGAUUAUUUAACAUCUUUUAGUGGGAUCGAACCUGGUGAUUUAGAUCCAGCUACAAGUGAUAAAUCUUUGGUUAAUAGAGAAGUUGUUUAUAGAAAAUUAUGGUUAUUAAUCAAUUUAGGAUGUGUCUUUGUUGGUCAUGGAUUAAACAAUGAUUUUAGAACUAUAAAUAUUAGUGUUCCAAAAGCACAAGUUCGUGAUACUGCUGUUUUCUUUUAUAAAGGUCAAAGAAUUCUUUCAUUAAGAUUUUUAGCAUAUAUCUUGUUGGAUAAGAAAGUUCAAGCUGGAAAUCAUGAUUCAAUUGAAGAUGCUCAUACAGCUUUAUUACUUUAUAAAGAAUAUUUGAAACUCAAACAAUCUGGUAAUUUUGAAACAAUUUUAGAUAAUAUCUACAAUGAAGGUCAAGCAUUGAAGUUUAAACCUCCAGAAAAUUUUUAA